AUGCUGGCAUGGCAGGACAGCGGGGCCAAGGCGGCCCCCUCUCACCACAAGAUCUCCUUCUCGGUGCUGGAUAUCCUGGACCCACAGAAAUUCACGCGCGCUGCGCUCCCGGCCGUGCGUCUUGCUCCCCGGGAAACCAAGAAAAGUUUAGCGGAGGUCGAAGCAGGGAACAACGCCAGCCCGGGGGACCCGAUAGGAGAGCAGGAGACCCCUGAUGAUGCCGGCCCGGCGUCCCCGCUGGAGGGAUCGGAGGCGGAGGACGCGGAGGAGCGAGCGCGGCCGCCCGGGCGCGAGAGGACUGCGCGCUCCCCGGAGGCCCGGGCCGUGGUGUCGGGGACGGUGGCGGCGGCGGCGGCGGCGGCGGCGGCGGGGGACGGCGACGGCGGUGUCGCCAGCUGCCCGGGCUCGCCCGGCUCCCCGCGGCCCCGGCGUCGGCGCGCGGAGCCCAGCGGCGGCGGCGGCGGCGGCGGCAAGCCCCGGCGCGCGCGCACCGCCUUCACCUACGAGCAGCUGGUGGCCCUGGAGAGCAAGUUCCGCGCCACGCGCUACCUGUCGGUGUGCGAGCGCCUGAACCUGGCGCUGUCGCUCAGCCUCACCGAGACGCAGGUCAAGAUCUGGUUCCAGAACCGCAGAACCAAGUGGAAGAAGCAGAACCCGGGCGCCGACGGCGCGGGGCCGGCGGGGGGCGGCACCACCCCGCAGCCCGGGGCGCACGGCGCGCUGCCCGCGGCUCCCGGAAGCAGCCCCGGCGCGCCGGGCCCCGCCGCCGCCGCUCUGUCCUUCCAGACUUUCCCAUCCUACGCCGCCACCAACGUCCUCUUCCCCGCCGCCUUCCCGCUGCCAGCCUCGGCUCCCGGGAGCCCCUUCGCGCCCUUCCUCGGACCCUCCUAUUUGACCCCCUUCUACGCGCCGCACCUCGGGACCGGGAUCCCCGAGUGA
This is a messenger RNA of Jaculus jaculus (lesser Egyptian jerboa), 939 nucleotides long. RefSeq names its product NK1 homeobox 2 (gene Nkx1-2). Gene Ontology annotation, biological process: regulation of transcription by RNA polymerase II; cell differentiation. NCBI's taxonomy places the organism in Eukaryota, Metazoa, Chordata, Mammalia, Rodentia, Dipodidae. Gene Ontology annotation, molecular function: RNA polymerase II cis-regulatory region sequence-specific DNA binding; DNA-binding transcription factor activity, RNA polymerase II-specific. The transcript is spliced from 2 exons. Gene Ontology annotation, cellular component: nucleus. The record is from RefSeq and is a predicted model, not a curated record. The coding region runs from base 1 to 939 and encodes 312 amino acids.